CGAGUGUUAUUAGUGUUAUCUAACGUUCCACGCUUCGGUUCGCGGCGCGCGAACGAUUCGGGGGACCGGAAGUGCGACUCGGGAAUGGCGAACACUGGGUCGAAGCGACGAGAACGAAGAACGGCCGACGCGACAUCGGUUUUCCCGUGGCAAACGGAUCGAAGAUUCGCCGCGAUCGAUCGAAACGCAACGCGCGUCGCGGCGCAAGGACGAGCGUUUCAGGACGGACAUGCCCGCCGUCGACGAGGUCCCGCUGGACAGGCGUUAAGAGAAGAGACGCUCGAGGAACGCGGGAGACGCUAGCGAUCGGCGGCCCCCGAGUGGCAACAUGAGGAUCCUGGGCCUCGCCGUGGGCCUGUUGAUCAUGGGGCCGACGAUCGAGGGAAUGAACAUGCCGGAGGUCGAAUGCGGCGGCAAGUACUGCACCUCCAAAGAGUACUGCAACAAGUACAACAACCGAUGCCAGUCGUGCUCCUCCAUUUGCACCAACGGGAGCUCGAACUACCUGCCGAAGGAAUGCGCGAUUCACUGUCAAGAGUACCUGCUCGACCUGCGAUACGUGCUCAUGGAGGAGUACAAGAAUCUACAAAACGAAGUCGGGAGGCUGUCGAUCCUCGCCAUGGUCGCCAUCGCGGUGGCCCUGCUCUCGCUGUCGACAAUGGCGUACCUGCUCGCGAGCAGCCUGUUCAAAUGGAGAACCAUGCGAGGCGCCUUCCGCGGCACGUUUCCCGCCACCUGGCUAAAGAACAACACCGGGAACAAGAACAACAACAACAACCUGGAGAACAACAACAAGUCGUCGGACGACGUCGAAGCGGCCGCGUGCAGGCGGAACGGUCCGAGGCUCGCGAUGCCGACGAUCAGCGCGACCGUGGCUCCCGCCCGGAUUCCGGUGAACGGGAAGGAAAACGGAAGCGGCGCCGGAAAUGGAAACGGCCAGGGCCGCGGGCAGCCGCGGGAGAACGCCGGCACCUGUGACGCAAUCGAUAACGACACGCCGAACACGACCAGCACGUCGCUGUCCGGCAGACACCCGAGCGAAGACACCACUCUGGACUACGCUUACGACAAUCCCGCGAUGACGCCCAGCCCUGAGUCCGUGCAGAUCAGGACCAACCGCGAGAGCUCGUUUUAGUUUGAUACCAGAAGAGACAUGAACUGAUGUUGGUGUGGACCUCUGACGAAGGUGUUAGAAGGGCUUUGGAAUUUUUCAAUUGCAUUGCGUACUGGUAAUGAGAAAUCUCGUUUUUAUAUGAAGACUCUUAGCUAUAUAACUUUGAUACCACAGCGUUUAAGGGAAUAUUAAAUUUGAUUAAUUGUCCAUUUAACACUAGAACUAUCGUGUAUUUAAUACGAUUAAUGUAUGAUCCCCAUAAAAAUUGUAACUAGAUUAUUUUCUGUUUCUUCGGACACUCAUUAUAGUAGUCAAGUGAAACUAUUGAUUUUCAAUUUAAUUGUUUGAUAAUUAGCCAGUACGCAAUGUGUUAAAAUUAUUGUCCCAGUUUAGUAUGUGAAUUGACUAUUCGAGUUUUUUUAGUAAGGAUUUUAAGAUGAAGUGUAGGAAAUGCCCAAGAUUCAAUUGAGGACAUAUUUGGGGAAAUUUUAAGUGCAAGUUUCAGGUGUCUCUUGAGACCUUUGGUAGAAUUAGUGCUAAUUAAUUCGAGUGAAGAGCGAGAGCUCGUUUUAAUUUGCUACCAGAAGAGACAUGAACUGAGUUCUUAACACUAUUUCUGACGACGGUGUUAAAGACAGCUUUGGAAUUUUUCAAUUAAAAUUACUGUCCGAGUUUCCUUCCUUUUCAGGAGCGAUGAUAAAAUUCAUUACAGGAAAUGUCCAAAAUUCAAUUGACAGAUAAUUUAGGAAAAUAAUUUUAAGUGAAAAUUUCAAAUGUCUUGACACCUUCGUUAGAAACGGUGUUAACCGAUUCGAGUGAAGACUUUUACCCGGUUUUCGUGUAAGACCGGCUUAUCAAAGACCGUCGCGUUCACGAGCGUGUGAUAGUGAUAUAUUGAUACUUUCGCGACACACGGUUAAGGAUCAUAACGCUGUUAAUCAGAAAUCAGGAAUAAGUUCGUUUGCAAUUAGUGUACGUCGUUAUGAUCCUUAAUCCGUAUCGCUGACAUCAACGCGUUGACUGCCACGAGUUGUCUCAUACGAUCAUGAAACGUUUCAUUCGAUCCUUAUCAUUCGUCUCGAAGGAAUCCACGAGUGCCGGUCACCGGUGGCCGUCAACGCGUCGAACACGGCGUCGGCCAGCGGGACCGACGACCGGCAGCGAUAUCGAAUUGUACAUAGCGUAUGUUUAAGUACUUAAUCGCGUGCGCGCGAGCGCAAGCGCUACCGUUUCUACAUCCUUAUCAGUUCCGUCCAUGGAAGGCCUUUGGAGCGAAGGUACGCGGCCUCGGGCAACGGGGUCGCGCUUCGCAUAGGUCGGCGACGUUCACGCGCGAGUCCAGAUCGAUAAUCGAGUCGGAGCUGGUCGACUGGUUCAUUCUGAAUGCACACGGUUCGCAACUAAAUGCAGCUGCGGUUCUUUCAGAAGAAUAGAAUUCUUUGUCUUUGUUCUCUUUCGUCUUGCAUUUUUAUUCUUCCAAAAGAAUCAUGCGUCAUUUAGCUUACCUACAGCUAGUGCAAGGAAAUGACUACACGACAAUGUUGUCCUUAACCGAAAAAGUUAACACAUUGAGCGCUGGUCUCGAAAACGCGGGAUUCUGAGUCUACCGCUUGAGCGCCGCAAUAAUGAUUUCUGAAUGUCCAUUUCUGGAUUCGACGAAUAUGCAAUUAACACUAGGUUUACGAAACGCGUCGAAUUGACGCACAUUGGAUUUUAGAAAUAUUAUUUUGCAAAUGUUUACGCCGAUGAUUGAUGUCAUCACACUGACAUGUACCCGAAUUACCAUCAAAUCUCCAAUCUCCAUAAUCUAAAUGAACAAGCAUCAAUUCUUUUAGGAAUAGAAUGAAGUGUACAAUAACUGCCCGUGAACCUAGUGUUAAAAUGUACUAUUUUAACCGAUACAUUGCUCAGACUUUAAAUGUCUCUUAAGUCAGCGCUCAAUGUGUUAACAAACAGAAUGCAAGGAAGCGAGAUACAAGGCACGCGCGGCUCGCUCAACUCGGCUGCUCAAUCAACUUAGGUUUCCUAGCGUCUUUCGGAAGCCGGCGUGCUCGUCGUUCCUCGCUCCUCGAGUUCCGCGUCCGAGUCGACGGUAGCUCGCGCGGACUUCGCCGACCUUAGCAUAAGUUUCUCUUAGAUAUUUCUUUGAUGACGAAGCGCACUCGAGUUCGCACCCGACCUAACCGUAGAUCGACGUCGAUCGUUCGUUUUCUCGAUCUCGAUGUGACAUGGUCGAUGUCUUCCAGCGUUUCAGUUCGAUCCGCGUUCCUCCCGCCAUUUUGAGUACUCGGCGGACGUUGUUUGUGGAGACGAACCGAACGAUUCUCUUACCGUUGGUUAACCUGUCGUAGGUAUUGUUCAGUUUAAGCCACGUUCUUUGUUGUCGGUUGCGUAGCCUCUGUUGCGAUCAUGAUAGAAAUUAUAGAAAUACACCAUCGCGCACUUUGCAUCCAA
This is a messenger RNA of Nomia melanderi (Alkali bee), 3568 nucleotides long. The record is from RefSeq and is a predicted model, not a curated record. NCBI's taxonomy places the organism in Eukaryota, Metazoa, Arthropoda, Insecta, Hymenoptera, Halictidae.